Trichoderma citrinoviride is the source of this 1914-nucleotide messenger RNA. RefSeq names its product guanine nucleotide exchange factor. Gene Ontology annotation, molecular function: guanyl-nucleotide exchange factor activity; small GTPase binding; ubiquitin binding. The coding region runs from base 1 to 1914 and encodes 637 amino acids. NCBI's taxonomy places the organism in Eukaryota, Fungi, Ascomycota, Sordariomycetes, Hypocreales, Hypocreaceae. Gene Ontology annotation, cellular component: cytosol; endocytic vesicle. Gene Ontology annotation, biological process: vesicle-mediated transport. The transcript is spliced from 5 exons. The record is from RefSeq and is a predicted model, not a curated record.
AUGGCUUCUCGCCCUCCCUCUCGAGCCCUGUCCACCACCCCCCGAAGCGACGACGCAUCUCCCACAAGGUCCGGUCCCGAGUCGGACGAUAAACCCUACACCAGCGAAGAUGAUCAGGAGGGUUCACGGUCCGAGAUCCAGAGCAUCAUGGAGCAGUUUAGCGAGAACGGCGGCGGCCCUGAUGCCAACGAAGUCAUGAGCCCACGGCUAGAGAUUGCGUCGCCCAUGCUAGGCACCUCCCUGCAGCAUCCGCCCAGAAAAUCCAGCCUCGAACCUCUAUCACCCUCGCUCGCCGGCCAGGCCCAGGGACUCAACGCUCUUCACAUUUCUACGCCUAAUGACGACGAUCACGGGCCGCCCGUGCCUCCCAAGGACGGAUCCAUGGGCACGCCUCCGAGAUCGAAAGAUGCACGGCCUCCUGCCAACGUCACAUCGCCAACGUCACCCACCAUACCCAUGCACAGACCGCCGCCCCCGGAGCCCGAACCCGAACCGGCGCUGCCUUUUGACUUUCACAGAUUCCUGGAACAGCUGCGGAACAAAAAGGCAGACCCUGUUGCAAGGUAUCUCAAGUCGUUUCUCUUUGAGUUUGGGAAGCGCCAGUGGAUGGUCCACGAGCAGGUCAAGAUCAUCAGCGACUUCUUGGCCUUUAUUGCCAACAAGAUGAUGCAGUGCGAGGUGUGGCGCGAUGUUUCCGAUGCAGAGUUUGACAAUGCCAGAGAGGGCAUGGAGAAGCUCGUCAUGAAUCGGCUGUACACACAGACUUUCUCGCCAGCGAUUCCGCCGCCUAAGCCAAUACCUGGGGCAAAGCCGAAGAGAAGAGGAGGCGAUCCGCCGCUGGGGCCUGGCCGGAGAGGGCAGCAUCAGGAGGACGUGGAACGAGACGACAUUGUCACGCAGAAGAUCAACAUUUACGGCUGGGUCAGGGAGGAGCAUCUGGAUAUACCCCCGGUUGGGGACAGCGGCCGCCGCUUUCUAAAGCUGGCGCAGCAAGAAUUGUUAAAGAUCAAGUCGUACAGAGCACCCAGAGACAAGAUCAUUUGCGUCUUAAACUGCUGUAAAGUCAUAUUUGGCCUCUUGAAACACAACAAAUCCGACUCAUCAGCCGACUCGUUCAUGCCGCUGCUCAUUUACGUCGUGCUCCAGUCCAAUCCGGAGCACCUGGUAUCCAAUGUGCAGUACAUUCUGCGGUUCCGAAACCAGGAGAAGCUUGGCGGCGAGGCAGGCUACUACCUCUCUUCUCUCAUGGGGGCUGUUCAGUUUAUUGAAAACAUGGACCGCACGUCUCUCACCAUUACUGAUGAUGAAUUCGAGAAGAAUGUCGAGGCGGCCGUCUCAGCAAUUGCAGAAAAGCACCAAGCUUUGUCUCCCAAGGGACCUCCACCACAGCAGCAGACAUUCAACGAAAAGUCCUCGUAUCCCGACGCCCGUUCUUCACUCGAUGGCGCAGGCCCGUCUACUUCACGUCGAUCAACAGAACAAAGUGACGUCGACGCCCUCACUGCACCCAUCACUGGACUCCUCCGAACCAUUCAGAAUCCCCUCACCACCAUCGGCCGCAUGUUCUCAGACGACGGCGCCUCCUCAUCAGCACGGCCACCCCCGCCACCGCCCAUUGGACGCCCCCUAGGCUUCCCCGAGAAUGUCCCCCUUCGGCGCAGCGGAGAGGAGCAGAGAGACGGAUGGCGCUCAGAUUCGAGAUACGCUCUACCGGCGGAGGAGGCAGCGGCUCGGCAGGCGAGCGCCGAAGUGGCGGAAGCACAGCGGCUGCACCGUGCCGAGCAUGCCAAUAUCGUAGAGACGCUGGCCGGCAUGUUCCCUGACUUGGACAAGGAUAUCAUCAGCGAUGUGGUGUACCAGAAGGAGGGAAGGGUUGGAUUGGCCGUCGAUGCGUGCCUUGCUUUAUCCGCGUAG